AUGUCUGAACACAACUACAAGUUCGAGGUCGCCAUGAGCUGCGGCGGCUGCUCCGGCGCCGUGGAGCGCGUGCUGAAGAAGCUCGAUGGUGUCAAGUCCUACAACGUGUCUUUAGAGAGCCAGACCGCCGAGAUCGUUACCGAAGACUCGCUCAGCUACGACGCCGUUCUCGAGAAGAUCAAGAAGACUGGAAAGACCGUCAAGUCGGGCACCGCCGACGGCGAGACGAGGGAUGUCUAG
Molecule: messenger RNA, 240 nt
Organism: Didymosphaeria variabile
Lineage: Eukaryota; Fungi; Ascomycota; Dothideomycetes; Pleosporales; Didymosphaeriaceae
Gene: ATX1
Product: Cytosolic copper metallochaperone
Exons: 2
Coding region: 1-240 (79 amino acids)
Biological process (GO): copper ion transport
Cellular component (GO): cytosol
Molecular function (GO): metal ion binding; copper chaperone activity
Source: RefSeq, a predicted model, not a curated record